AUGGCAGCCACAGCUCCUGUACGCCUGCUCGUGCUCCUCUGCUGCUGCGCCGCCGUGCAUGCCUUCGCUCCGGCGCUCGCUCCAGGCUCGCCUUUGCGCCGCCUCGCGCCGUGCCGCGAGCAGUGCUGCUUCUGCCCGCCGGCCGAACGGCCGGCGCGGUGCGAGCUGCGGCUGAGCGACGCUGGCGCUACACCGCCGAGCCCGGCAGUCGCAGGGCUCGGCGGCCGCACGCUGCUCAAAGCGAGGCUGAUGCUUCUGGCGACGGCAAUGCUGUGGGGCACAUACCCCGUGAGCAUGAAGCUGAUCUACGCGGCCCCCGGCGCGACUCUCACGCCGAUCGGGACCACCGCCAUCCGCUUCGCCGUCAUGGCGCUCGCCGCCCAGGUCGUCCUGCUGGUGCAAGCGCGUGCGCCCGCGGGUGGUGGCGUGGGCGGCGGCGAGGGCGGCGGCGGCGGCGACACCUUCUGGCGGAGCGCAUUCGAGCUCGGCGCGUGGGGUUGCGCCGGGACGCAGCUCAACUCGAUGGGUCUGCAGCAGCUCUCCGCCGUCCGAGUGACGCUCAUCCUCGCGACGGUCAACAUCUUGACGCCCGCACUCGCCGCCAUCUUCGGCACCUCCGACAGCCAGCGAUCCAUCCCGCGGCGAACGUGGCUGGCCUGCGCCCUCUGCCUCGUCUCGACCGUGCAGGUGAGCCCCGCCUCGCCGCUCGUCGCCGCGGCCGCCUCGCGCCUCUCGCCGCCGGACGGGUGCGUCCUGGCCGCCUCGCUCUGCUACGCCAUGUGCAAGGUGCGUCUCGGCUCCUUCGUGGAGCGGCACCCCCCCGCCAGGCUCGCGGCGGGCCGGCUGCAGACGCAGGCCCUCCUCUCCUUCGCACUGCUCGGCCUGCUGGGCACGCUCGGGGGUAUCCACAGCUUCGGCGUGGGGGCGCUGCUCCGCUGGGCGUCGCGAGUGACUCUGCGGCAGGCGGCCCUCCUCGUCGGCUCGGCGCUGCUGCCCGGCGUCAUCGCCACGCUGCUCCAGGCUGCGGGGCAGCGCGUCGUGCCUGCCGCGAGCGCGCAGCCGAUCUUCGCUCUGAUGCCCGUCUUCGCGGCGCUCUGGGCAUUCUUCGUGCUACACGAGCCAAUCAGCCCGAACGAGGCGAUGGGCGGGCUCGGCACCGUCGCCGCCGCCGUGAUCGCCUCGUCCGCGACGCCGGGUUCUCCGUCCAGCGCCGCACUCCGGGCGUCCGUGUCGGCGGACGGGCAUUCUUCGGCCGCAGGCUCCACGGCCGAGACGGCGCCUGUGCCCACGAGAAGCGCGAGCCAAAGAGGGACGGAGAUGUGA
This is a messenger RNA of Emiliania huxleyi CCMP1516, 1323 nucleotides long. RefSeq lists its product as hypothetical. The transcript has 4 exons. Lineage: Eukaryota; Haptophyta; Isochrysidales; Noelaerhabdaceae. The coding region runs from base 1 to 1323 and encodes 440 amino acids. Gene Ontology annotation, cellular component: membrane. The record is from RefSeq and is a predicted model, not a curated record.